GAACCGGGCGGUGCUUAGCUUCAGCAUCCUUAUCCUCCUCAUCAUCACCUCAUCGAGCUGACUGCUGAUGAUGCUGACAUCUUUUUUCUCCAUCUAAAGACGUGCAAUAACCCAUAUGAAGUGCACAUCGCGCCUAUUCGGACAUCCCGCAAUGGACUGUGAGCCCCUUUGUCUAACAGGAGAAUGAAGAAGAGGCGAAACAGGAAGCCUUGGGAACACUGUAAACAUUUCUGUGAAGUUUCCAUGAACGCAUCAGAAGUAACGGUAUAGAAAACUAAAUCAAUGGCCAAGAAAGGGCGUGCAAAGGGCGAGAAGCCCGAAGCCCUCAUAUCUGCCUUGCAGGCAGCCAAUGAGGAUCUCAGGUCCAAGCUGACAGAUAUUCAAAUUGAACUGCACCAGGAAAAAUGCAAGGUGAGCAAGCUUGAGCGCGACAAAGUGCAGGAAGUGAAGCGAGUGCGAGAGCAGGAGCAGCACCGCCACACAGCCAUGCUGACGGAGCAGCGGGCCAAAUGGCACGAAGAAAAACAGAAAGAGCUCCAGGCCCUCCGGGAAAAUCUGACACGACAGCAUGAGCAAGAAUUGGCCCGCCAUGCCAAAAUCAAAGAUCAAGAGAACCAGAGGCUCAAGACAGCACUGAGCGCCAUCCGGGACGGCAGUGGCGAAAAGGUGCGCACAGCGUUGACUCUGGAAGCUAAGGAGGAUGCUCGUCGCUUCUUCGACCAGGAGAGAGUGAAGCUCCUCCAGGAGAUCGCUGAGCUGAAGUCAUCCAAAAAGCAGACUGACGAAGCUCUCAGCAACAUGAUACAGGCAGACAAGAUGAAGGCCGGUGAUCUUCGGGUGGAGCACCAGCAGCACCAGGAACAGAUCUCCAAGAUCAAGUGGGACUGUGAAAGAGACAUCCGGAGACUGGUAGAUGAAAUCAAAGCUAAAGAUCGCACCAUCUUCUCUCUGGAGAAGGAGAUGGAAUCAACGACAGGGUUCCUUCAGAAACUGCAGCUUCAGAAAGAUGCGCUGGAUGAGCAACUCUUCCUGGUCAAGGAGGCCGAGUGUGGUGCGGGAAGCCCAAAAAGAGAGAUUCCGGGUCGGGUGGGAGACGGCGCGGAGCACUGCGGAAGUCCGGAUCUGAGGAGAAAUCAGAGGCGCGUGGCUGAGCUCAAUUCAACAAUUCGCAAACUGGAGGACCGGAACUCAAUUUUGGUCGAUGAAAGGAAUGAACUUCUGAAACGUGUGCGCGAGUCAGAGAAGCAGUGCAAGCCGCUGUUGGAUAAGAACAAGAUUCUGAGUAAGCGCAAUGAUGACCUGAUGUUGACCAUCCAGAAGCUGGAGGAGAAAGCGAGGAAUCUGGGCAAGGAGAACCUUGAGAUGAAGGAGAAAAUCAGCUCCCACCCUCCACUAAAGAAGCCCAAGUCGCUGAAUGACCUGGACCAAGCCCACGAUGACCAGGAAAUAGCUUUUCUCAAACUUCAAGUUCUGGAGCAGCAGAACAUGAUUGACGAGCUCGCCAGAGACAGAGAGAAACUGCUCCGGAAAAAAAGGCAUAAAAGGAGCUCCAGACCAAUUAAGAGGCACAUUGUCGUCGACACAUUCUUCGGUUAUGAUGAAGAGUCAAUGGAUUCUGAAACAUCCUCUGUGGCUUCGUUCCGCAUGGACCGGACACCGGCUACUCCCGAUGAAGACCUGGAUGAGGGUCUGGCGAAUGAGGAAUCUGAACUGAGGUUCCGUCAGCUGACCAGGGAGUAUCAGGCUUUACAGCGAGCAUACGCCCUGUUGCAGGAACAAAAGGGAGGGAUAUUAGAUGCUGAGAUGGAAGCCAAGGCUCAGGAGCAGCUCCAAGCAGACAUACUCAGGUAUAAGGCCAAAAUAGAAGACUUGGAGAGGGAGCUGACCACAAAGGGUCAGGACUCCAAAUGGGUGGAGGAGAAGCAGCUGUUCUUACGAAGAAAUCAUGAACUUUUAGAGAAGGUGGAAAAAGUGGAGACAGAGUGCAGCCGGGCUCUACAGGAGCUCCAAGACUCCAAAGACCAGAAUGAACUAUUAGAAUUCAGGAUCCUUGAACUUGAGGAGCGAGAAAGGAGGUCGCCGCCGUUUAACCACCUGAGGAUGCAUCCUUUCUCUGAGGGAGUCAGUGCACUUCAGAUCUACUGUAUGAAGGAGGGCGUAAAGGAUGUGUGCAUACCAGAUCUGAUCAAACUUUUAGACAUCCUUGGGGACAAUGGGAACCUAAGGAAUGAGGAACAAGUGGCCAUAAUUCAGGCCAGCACCGUUUUGUCAUUAGCAGAAAAGUGGAUUCAGCAAAUUGAGGGAACUGAGGCAGCGCUCCACCAGAAAAUGAUGGACUUGGAGAUAGAGAUGGAGAUGUUCUGUAAACAGAAAGGGUACCUGGAGGAGGAGCUAGACUAUAGAAAACAAGCACUGGACCAGGCUUACAUGCAAAUUCAAGAGUUGGAGGCAACGUUAUACAACGCCCUGCAGCAGGAUAAGGUCAUCAAAUAUGGCGAGCCCUUGGACGAAUUUCAGCGGGAUGAACUGCGGACUGCAGUGGAGAAACUUAGGCGGCAGAUGCUCAGGAAGAGUCGGGAGUAUGACUGUCAAAUCCUGCAGGAAAGGAUGGAACUGCUGCACCAGGCACACCAGAGAAUUCGCGAUCUCGAGGAUAAGACAGAAAUCCAAAGGAGGCAAAUUAAAGACCUUGAGGAGAAGGUGGUGCAUCAGCUCGGAGAUCCUGUUUGUCACUGCGGUUGUGUUCUUUAUUACUCAUCCAAGUGUGGUGAAGCAACAGUGGCUGUUUGUGUGGUGACGGUAUACAAGUCAAUUGGAUGUUGGACAUGGACGCUCACUCUUAUUUAUUUUUAUGUGGGUCUCUCAGGACUGCAAGAACAAUACACACUCAUGAGAACUCACAGACGUGCACAUGCAGUUGCAUGUGGACGCACGUCCACGUAGACAAACACAUGCUUUGACAAAUCCGAAAACCAAAGCCUGGGAAGUAAACGAUGUCCCUGCCAUGCAGGGUAAUUAGUAAUAAUCAUAAUUUUAUCGUGUGUCAGCCAUCACUGUUUACGGGAAAUGAACAGAACAGAAGAACAAUGCCCGCCCACAGCUGAUUGUGUCCUCUUUCAAGCCUAAAAUGAUGGAAAUGUCACACUGCUCCAAAUGAAAGUGCACAGCUACUGGAAGACACUCAGGUUGGGAGACUCAAAUAACAGGGGAGACUUCUAAGUUAUGGGAUUGUCAACAUUCAAAGUUUUCCUCCAAAAGCUAGCGGAUAAAGUAAGAUCUCGACUCUAUUUAUUUAUUUAUUUUUUUUUUAAACCAGCUCGCCACCAUUUCUUUUGGACAACAUGACUGGAAAAGAAGUUGAAUGCGAAUGAUUUCCAUCUCCUUUAGCUCUUUUGCCAUGUAAUUGCCCUUCCUGACCAGACGAGGGCAGACUGCUUUCACAUUAUUACUAGAUGAAAUCUCCCUUUAAAAGUUUAUUGAUCAGGCUUGUAAAUAUUGUCAAACAUUUUUUUUUUCAAAUCCCAUACUCUAACACUUUCAAUUAUUGUAAAUCUUGAUUAGCUACAAACAAAAGAAUAAUCUAGACAAAACUAAUCAUUUUCAUACAAUGACUGCCCUUUAUUUUUGCUAACCACAAGUUGAAACUAACAGCCCCCUGGUCUUUUCUUCCCCUCAACCUUAGACUGAUGCCAAACUGAUACUCCGCAUUGGUGCAUGUUCGCCCCAUAUUGGCCUCACGUUCCAUCCAUGACUUCACGAGGAAUGACCGAGACUAUUUUUGUGCAAACUUUGCUAACAAGCAGUUGCCUUAAAUGCAUUUCCUCCAGUGUUUCACUUGUACAUUCUAGGCCUCUUAUAAUACCAUGUUUGAUUUCCCCUCCCCCAGGUGGUUGAUAUUACGGUGUAAUGUAUAUUUAAAAUCUAUAUAUUUUGUUUUUAACUCACAGAGGAACUUUUUUUUAAACCCGUCUUCCUAUAGAAAUGGAAUCCCCCUCCUACUUUCACAGAAAUGAUUAAAUAAAGUUGACAAAGUCAAACAAGACUUUGCCAUUGAUGGAUGACAUGUUUUAUUGUAUUUUUUAAAAAUUGAAUGUGUUUAAUAAUGUUAGAAGUUAUAACCCUCAUAACAAAUUUAAUCAAAUUAAAUACACAUUGAAUUACAUUAGCGGAUUGGACACUCAAAAUUCUACAUAGGUAUGAUUGUGAGUGUGAAAAGUUGUUUCUCUUUAUUUGCCCGACAAUAGCGUCCGCACGAAUGCUAUUUUUGCUUGUUUUCUGC
Messenger RNA from Corythoichthys intestinalis (scribbled pipefish), 4279 nucleotides. RefSeq names its product janus kinase and microtubule interacting protein 2 (gene jakmip2). The transcript is spliced from 23 exons. The record is from RefSeq and is a predicted model, not a curated record. Bases 283 to 2943 code for a protein of 886 amino acids. Lineage: Eukaryota; Metazoa; Chordata; Actinopteri; Syngnathiformes; Syngnathidae. Gene Ontology annotation, molecular function: microtubule binding; kinase binding.